Messenger RNA from Condylostylus longicornis, 1260 nucleotides. RefSeq lists its product as uncharacterized. The transcript has 4 exons. The record is from RefSeq and is a predicted model, not a curated record. The coding region runs from base 794 to 1147 and encodes 117 amino acids. Lineage: Eukaryota; Metazoa; Arthropoda; Insecta; Diptera; Dolichopodidae.
ACAAAAAAUUUAAUGAAAAUUAAUUUUAUGAAAGCAAUUUAAUUAAUAUAAUAAAAAAUAUUAAUUACAACAAAUAUAUAUAAUAAAAUAAUAUAUAUAUAUAGAAACGAAUAUAUUAACCAUUAUAUAAGCAUAUUAUAAAAUUAAAAAUUUAAAAAAAAUUAUUAUAGAACAAAAUCAUUAAAAAUAAUCAAAAAAAAAGGAAAAACUAAUUAUUUAAAAAUAUAAAAUUUAAUAUAAAUUAAAUUAAAUUAAAUUUAAAAAAAAAAACAAACUAAGAAUCGAGAUUUAUUUAGCUGGCCUGAGAUUAUUUUUCGUCUGAUCGCCUAAUUUUCUUUUUUUUAAAAUAAAAUAAUUUUAUUAUUAUUAAAAAUAAUUAAAAAUUUUAAUUGAAAACACUAUAAAGGAAAUAAAACAACAAUAACAACAACAAGAAGCGACACAAUUAAAUAUUUCGAUUGAAUAUUUUUUGUUUUAUGAAAAUAUUCCUAUAUAUAUAUAUAUAUUUUUACUAUUAAUAUAUAUACAACAUUAUAUAUACAUGCAUAAAGAUUUAAAUAUACUUCUAAAGUAAAUAAAGUUUUUGUGAAAAACAAACAAAAUAAAUUUUUUAAGUUUUUCAAAUUUUUAAUCCCGCGGCUUAUUGUGGAUAAACUAAUAUAUUUAAAUUAAGGUUGUAUUUAUUUAGGAUAAUAUGGCGCUUAUAAUCCUAUCGGGGUUUGGAGUGACCCUAAUGAAAUAUUUUUCACGCCAUUUAUAGAACGUUUUUUAAAGAUUUAAAAAUUGAAAUUUGAUGUCCUGCAGCGUUUCAGAGCUGCCAUCGGGGUGUCGACUCCGUGGCAUGGGCUCUGCAGCGCAAAGUGGUAGUAAUAUACCACUAACAACAUCUUCACGUAGUAGUGGUGGUGGUGGAGGAGGAGGUGGAGGCGGUGGCGGCGGUAGUGGAAUUAGUGGAAAUGGUGGAGGUAAUGGUAGUGGUGUUAGUGGGGGUGGUGGUGUUGGUAGUAGCGGUGCAAUAGCUGCAAAUAAUAGUGGUAGUAGUAGUACAGCAUUACAAGAACAAACAAAUGCUGGUCCAUUAAGAUCACAAAAACCAUGUUGUUUUUGUUGGUGUUGUUGUUGUUCGUGUUCAUGGGCUAAAUGGUAAGCAUUAAAAGAAAACAUAAUUUUUUAAUUUUUUUAAAUUACAAUGUAAAUUUUUAAUUUAUAAAUAUAAAAAUUGAAUAUUAAACAAUUUAAAACCAGAAUUCUGAGUAUACG